AUGUCCCCAGUGUUACUAUGGACGGGGAAGGUCGGCGAUGCGUCUGCGUUCCGUGUCUGGGGAUCUCGGGCGUUUGUCCGCGACUUGUCAGCGGACAAGCUGUCCCCUCGUGCUGCUCCCUGUGUCUUCCUUGGCUUCCCCACUGACGCUCCAGGGUGGCAGUUUUACCACCCCUCCUCUCGUCGUGUUUUGUCCUCCCAGGACGUCACGUUCGACGAGUCAGUCCCCUUCUACCGCCUCUUCCCCUACCGCACUCCUUCCCUCCCCCCUCUACCGGACUUCCUUGUCCCGGUAGACACAGUUGACCCGGUCGAGGUUACUGGUGACUCUGGUGCUGCUGCGGGUGCUGAGCCUGGGGGUGCUGACUCUUGGGGUGCUGUGCGCGAGGGUGCUGGGCCUGGAGGUGCUGCGCCUGGGGGUGCUGGGCCUGUGGGCGCUACUGUGGAGGGUGCGGAGCCUGGGGGUGCUGAGCGGGGGGGUGCUGUGCCUGGAGGUGCAGGGUCUGGGGGUGCUGGGUCGAGUGAAGCUGAGCCUGGGGGUGCUGAGCUGGGAGCUGCUGAGCCUGGGGGUGCUGCGUCUGGAGCUGCAGAGCCUGGGGUUUCUCCUGCUGCUGCGUCUCGCCGGGAGCCCCUCUCUCCACAGGAGCUGCGCGAGUGGUUCGCUCGCCGCUGGAGGCGUGCUGCUGAGUCUGGGGGUGCUGCUGGAGCUGGAGCUCGAGCUUCUUCGACCGUCGAGGGUGCGGGUGCUGCCGGUCCCGGAGCUGCUGGACCUGCGGGUCCUCCUGGAGCUGGAGCUGCUGAGGGUGUUGGAGCUGGAGGUGUGGGUGGCGCUGGUGCUGUCGCUAAGGGUGCUGGUGCUGUCCCUGCUGAGUCUGGAGCUGCCGCGCGGCCUCGGCCGUACUUCGUUCCGCUCCUGCAGCAGCCUGCGUCCCGUCCCGCGUCGCCUGUUCGUGCUGCUCGUGCUAGUGGUCGCAGUUCGCGUCAGCGUCCUCCUCCUGUCCCUGGCACGCUCCGGAUGUCUCUACGUCCGUCCACUGCUCCUCUGCGUGCCCCUUUGCCUUCUCCUCGUGAGUCCUCUCUUCCUGCGCUUGCCGACCCUGAGUCGGACUCCCUUCGUGCUGCCAGUCCCACAGUCACGCGUCUACUUGCUAGUGUCGUCACUGACCCCUCUUUUGAGUCCACUGCUGCGUCUGCUCUUGUCGCUGAGCUCGUCGACUUUGCUGCUCGCUGUCGUCUAGACUACGCUGCUAGUCUUAUUACUGAGUCUGCGUCUGUCUGUCCUCCAUCCGUCGGGGACCCGGAUGCACUAGACAUCCCAACUCCGCGCUCUUACGCGGAGGCCGUAGAGGGUCCCUACUCCUCUCAGUGGCAGGCAGCUAUGGAUGCAGAGAUGGCUUCCUGGAAGUCCACAGGCACCUACGUUGACGCAGUUCCCCCUUCCGGGGCGAACAUCGUCAGUGGCAUGUGGAUCUUCAGGGUGAAGCGGCCGCCGGGCUCUCCACCUGUCUUCAAGGCGCGGUACGUUGCUCGUGGCUUCAGUCAGCGGCAGGGAGUUGACUACUUUCAGACCUUCUCUCCCACCCCGAAGAUGACCACUCUUCGGGUGCUGCUGCACAUAGCCGCUCAGCGCGACUACGAGCUUCACUCUCUCGACUUCAGCACUGCGUUCCUGCAGGGUAGCCUGCACGAGGAGAUCUGGCUGCACCGUCCGCCUGGCUUCACUGGGACUUUCCCUCCUGGCACCCAGACUACGCUUGCGGCUCUUGGGUUUGCUCCGUCUACUGCUGACCCGUCGCUGUUUCUGCGCACCGACACUUCACUGCCGCCGUUCUACAUCCUCGUGUACGUCGACGACUUGGUCUUUGCCACAGCGGACACUGCUGGACUCGCCUACGUGAAGUCCGAGCUGCUGAAGAGACACACGUGCACAGACCUGGGUGAACUGCGCAGCUACCUUGGCUUGCAGAUCACUCGGGACAGAGCACGCCGCACCAUUACCUUGACUCAGUCACACAUGGUGCAGCAGGUCCUUCAGCGCUUCGGCUUCACGUACUCCUCGCCUCAGGCCACUCCUCUGUCUACUCGUCACUCGCUCUCAGCUCUGCCUUCGGAUGAGUCCGUAGAGUCGAGUGGCCCGUACCCAGAGCUUGUUGGCUGCCUCAUGUACCUGAUGACCUGCACACGACCUGACCUUGCAUACCCUCUGAGCAUUCUUGCACGCUAUUUUGCUCGUGGGAGACACCGACCAGAGCACAUGGCUGCAGCGAAGAGGGUAUUGCGCUACCUGUGCAGUACGUCGGGCAUGGGGCUAGUGCUUGGAGGGCGGAGUCCAGUGGUCCUUACAGGCCACGCGGACGCUUCUUGGGCUGACGACCAGGCUACGCAGCGGUCGUCACAGGGUUACACCUUCAGUCUUGGUUCCGGCUCUGUUUCCUGGCGGUCUACUCGUUCGUCUUCGGUUCUCGGCUCCAGUUGUGAGGCUGAGAUCUACGCCGGGGCCAUGGCUGCACAGGAGCUUCGCUGGCUCACCUACCUGCUGACUGACCUUGGAGAGCCGCCUCGUUCUCCUCCAGUGCUGUACGUAGACAACAAGGCCAUGCUGGCCUUGUGUCGAGAGCAGCGCUUGGAGCACAGAACGAAGCACAUUGCUCUCCGCUACUUCCUUGCUCGUGAGUUGCAGCAGCGUGGUUAG
Messenger RNA from Closterium sp. NIES-65, 2691 nucleotides. The record is from the annotation of a GenBank genome assembly. Lineage: Eukaryota; Viridiplantae; Streptophyta; Zygnematophyceae; Desmidiales; Closteriaceae.